Molecule: messenger RNA, 1406 nt
Organism: Solea senegalensis (Senegalese sole)
Lineage: Eukaryota; Metazoa; Chordata; Actinopteri; Pleuronectiformes; Soleidae
Gene: upb1
Product: ureidopropionase, beta
Exons: 10
Coding region: 84-1238 (384 amino acids)
Molecular function (GO): beta-ureidopropionase activity
Source: RefSeq, a predicted model, not a curated record
UAGGGAUCUAAAACAGUUGAGGACAGAAUUAACAAAGAGAGACAGUGACAGACACGAGUGAACUGUCCACAGACGCCGCAGUCAUGUCCGCAUGUGGUGACUUUGAGUCUCUGGAGGAAAGUCUGCAGCGCCACCUUCCUGCAGCUGACCUCGCUGAGGUGAAGCGUAUUCUGUUCGGGAAGGAAAUAAAGACACUGGCGCUCCCAGAAUGUGCUGUAGAAGCUGCCUCUCAACGUGACUUUGAGCUGAAGGGUUACAAGUUUGAAGCUGCACUGGAGCAGUUGAGGCCGCCCCGGAGGAUCAGGGUGGGACUCGUACAGCACCGCGUUGUUCUGCCGACUGACGCGCCCAUCCUGGACCAGAUCAAUGCCAUGCACAGCCGGGUUGGUGAAAUAGUGGAGGUCGCAGCCAAGUGUGGCGUGAACAUCGUCUGCUUCCAGGAGACCUGGACCAUGCCUUUUGCUUUCUGCACGCGUGAAAAAGAACCAUGGACGGAGUUUGCGGAGUCUGCUGAGGAGGGAAACACCACGCGCUUCUGCCAGGAGCUGGCCAAAAAAUACAACAUGGUGGUGGUUUCACCGAUUCUGGAGCGAGAAGAGCUGAACAACACUCUGUGGAACACAGCAGUGGUCGUCUCCAACUCUGGAAAUGUGCUGGGAAAGAGCAGGAAGAACCAUAUUCCCAGGAUUGGGGACUUUAAUGAAUCAACUUAUUACAUGGAGGGCGACACCGGCCACACCGUGUUCCAGACAGCGUUUGGCAAAAUCGCCGUGAAUAUCUGUUAUGGGCGUCAUCACCCUCUCAACUGGUUCAUGUACAGCAUGAACGGAGCGGAGAUCAUCUUUAACCCGUCAGCUACUGUUGGAGCACUCAGUGAGCCCAUGUGGCCGAUAGAGGCCAGGAACGCAGCCAUCGCUAACCACUGCUUCACGUGUGCCAUCAACCGCGUUGGGACGGAGCAUUUCAAAAAUGAAUUCACGUCAGGUGACGGAAAGAAAGCUCAUCAUGACUUUGGACACUUCUAUGGAUCCAGUUACGUGGCUGCUCCUGACGGCAGCCGCAGUCCGGGCCUCUCCAGGACCCGUGACGGGCUGCUGGUGGUGGAAAUGGAUCUCAACCUUAACCGUCAAAUCAGCGAUAAAUGGAGUUUUAAGAUGACGGGCAGGUUCGCUGAGUAUGCAGAGGAACUGACUCAAGCUGUCCGACCUGACUUUAAACCCAACAUAGUGAAGGAGUAGAAGACAAUGACCAUUUACUGUCGUCCAUUUCACAAUGUGUUCAUUACUCGAUCAGUGUUUCAGAUUGAGCCUUUGUGUCUUCAUCGUGAUUUAUUUGUUGGAUUAUAUUCAUUUACAUUGAAUAAAAGGAAACAUAGUGUUCCUACAACAACAUGAGAUUAACACGCA